Messenger RNA from Candidula unifasciata, 705 nucleotides. The record is from the annotation of a GenBank genome assembly. NCBI's taxonomy places the organism in Eukaryota, Metazoa, Mollusca, Gastropoda, Stylommatophora, Geomitridae.
AUGCCGGGGUUACUGGACUUUGGACUCCGGUCUGGAAUGCUCUACUUGGUCAUCGUCCUUGCCAUUCCCAUCCAGUAUUACUUGUCCAAUCGCAUGUCAGUUCCUGCAGGCCAGAGAGAGGCUUCUUUCAAAAGAUUGUUGAAUGCUUUAUACAGCUUCUACUAUAAAUAUUUAUCAGCAUCGUCAUGGCAACGCUGGUGUCUAGAUGUAUGGCAUAACAUGGAUGGAUGGAGAACAGGCAGGACAGUCUCCAUACAAGAUGAAGAUCAAGAACUGGGAGAAUCACCAGCGUUAGAAGUUUUACGCCACAAGAGUCCACAGGGUUACUUUGCAACUUCUACUGAUGUACGGUCUCCGAGGCCACCAGAUGUCAAGUUCCGUGUAGGCCAGGUUGUACGACACAAAAUCUGGGGAUAUAAAGGAGUGAUCAUUGGCUGGGAUCCUGUGGCACAUGCGCCUGAGGAGUGGCUAAAUCAGAUGCAUCCCCCGGAUAAAUGGCACUGGAGGAAGAUGCCCAACUAUUCUGUCCUGGUUGAUGUCAAGGACAGAGCACUGGCCCAGGUGACCUAUGUUCCACAGGAGAACCUCGAGGUCAUCACAGGAACUGAGAUAUCACACCCUGACGUGGACAGCUACUUUGAUUCCUUCGAUGGUGGUCAGUACAUCAUGCGACCUGCCUUGAAAUACCUCUACCCUCACGACUGA